Molecule: messenger RNA, 1900 nt
Organism: Galleria mellonella (greater wax moth)
Lineage: Eukaryota; Metazoa; Arthropoda; Insecta; Lepidoptera; Pyralidae
Product: cytochrome P450 4C1-like
Exons: 10
Coding region: 349-1806 (485 amino acids)
Molecular function (GO): heme binding; monooxygenase activity; iron ion binding
Source: RefSeq, a predicted model, not a curated record
UUAGUUGUUAAAAAAUGCAGAUUUGAAAACUAUAAAAAAAUUCGAAACAAAAAUUCUUGUGACAACAAACUAUUAACAACCUAUGCAUCGAGUAUCACGAAGUUUGAUCAUCAACUGUAUUCAAAUACAAUUCCAUUAUUGGAAUAAGCGACAGAUCAAAUAUGUUUCAUGUAGGAUGUUUGUCGUACCACUAUAGUAUCAUUCGUAAUAAUACUUGCGUAUAGGCGCGUAGUGUCUAUAUAUGUACUAUUCGUUCUUAAAUUUAUAUCACAGUAAACACUUUUUUUUUUAUUAGAAUUUAAUUGAAAACUUUCAAAUAAAUACAACCUAAUUUAAAAAUAUUCAGCCAUGAUUGUAUUCAUAUUAAUAACUGUCUGUGUUGUUCUGUAUUAUAUAAAAUUCCGAUAUUUUCGAAAACAUUUAUAUGAACUAUCUGAUAGUUUACCUGGUGUUGGAUAUUUGCCGAUUCUUGGACACAUACACUGGGUUAUUGGAGGACCGGAAAAAAUAUACAAGAAUAUUCAAAGACUGGGAGAGUUAAUAGAAGGAACUGGCGGUAUAAGUAAAAUUUGGAUUGGCCCAUCCCUUUAUGUUGUAAUAUCUAAUCCAGAAGACGUGCAGAAGUUAUUGGAAACCUCACUCGAGAAAGAUUCUUCAUAUAGGUUUCUUCGGACAUGGUUGGGGAAUGGCCUUUUUGUAGCUCCUUUGAAUUUAUGGAAAAGACAGAGGCGAGCCCUCGUACCAAUAUUCGCCAAUCGAGUUAUAGAGGACUACAUAGAAGUAUUCCAUAACGAAGCAGUGACCCUUGUGAAGCAAUUAGAUGAGAACUUGGGUAAACCAGAAUUCGAUGUCUUCAAACACAUCACAUCUUGCACGUUGGACAUUUCAUUUGAGACGGCAAUGGGUGAAAAAAUGGAUUUACAACAUACAGCAGAUUCAGCUUACCUGCAUGCGCGCAACUGCGUUAUGUCUAUUAUAAAUAUGCGUAUAUUCAAACCAUGGAUGCAACCAGAUGCAAUAUUUAAACUGACACCCUAUUCAAAAACACAGGAAGAAAAUAUUUAUCUAACACGUAAAUUUACUGAGGAGGUAAUAGCAAAAAGAAGGAUUAUGCAUCAAAAUGGUAUUUAUAAAGAAGGGCGAAAGGAUCUGUUGGAAUUGUUAUUAAGGGAAGAUGAAACAAAAUUCAACAAUAAGGAACUUCGGGAACAUUUGGAUGCUAUUACAAUCGCCGGCAACGACACAACAGCGCUCACUAUAUCCUACACGCUUUUAUUAUUGGGGAUGCAUCAACGUGAACAAGAAUUAGUCUAUAAAGAAUUACAUGAAAUAUUUGGGGACUCUAAGAGAACUACUACAAAGGAGGAUUUAUACAAGAUGGAAUAUUUAGAAAGAGUAAUAAAGGAGACAAUGCGCCUUUAUACGGUGACACCCAUAAUUGCGAGAGAAACGAAAAGUGAAGUAAAAUUAUCUUCCUGUACGUUGCCACCUGGUGUCGCCUGUAUUGUACCACUAUUUUUGAUACAUAGAUCUAAGAAACUAUGGGGACCCGACUCUGAAAGCUUUAAUCCAGAUCGAUUCCUGCCUGAAAACAGUAUUGAUAGACAUCCUUGUGCUUACAUACCCUUUAGCCACGGACUUAGAAAUUGCAUAGGUAAAAAAUACGGAAUGCUUGUAAUGAAAUGUGUUCUUGGAAAUGUGUUGCGAAAUUACAAGGUGACAGCAAAAGCUUGCGACCGUCUGAAAAUGGAAAUACUUUUGAUUCCAGUUUCCGGGCAUCUUAUAAAAUUAGAAAAAAGAACCUAAAGCUAUUUUUGGAAACAGAUUAUAAACUUUUUUUUAAUAAAAUAUAAACUACAAUCAUUAUUUUAUCAGAUUGUAAACUUUUUUUUUAAUAAAA